ACAAACACAGCCGGAUCUGGAGGAGCAGGAGGUUAGCAGGAGCUUCCACACCUCUCACCAAGAGCAGUUGUAUUUUUUCAUCUUUUUCAUCGUAGUAGAACAUCAUCUGAAGCAUAAGCCAACUGACUGCAAUUAAGCCAUCCAGAGGAUAUUUCAGAACAAGGCUGUAGAAGACGCGAUGACCAACAUACCACUUCUGUUCUCUUUGCUGGCAAUAUGGCUGCUACAACAGACCACAGCACAAGUCUGCGGACGGCCAGUCAACUCUGCACGGAUUGUAGGAGGCCAGUCAGCUCUGCCUAGAUCAUGGCCCUGGCAGGUCAGCAUUUUACAGUUGAGGAGUGUUAUUUGUGGAGGCUCCCUCAUAGACUCAGAAUGGGUGUUGUCUGCUGCUCACUGCUUCUAUGGGGACACAAACGCUUACAAAUAUACAUUGGUGUUCGGUGCGUAUCAGCUCUCUAACAUAUCUGGCAGUGAAGUAUUUGCCAACGUACGAAAGAUUGUCAUUCACUCUGGCUACAAUGGCGUCCCUGACUCCAGUGGGGACAUCGCUUUGCUUCAACUUCAGUCUCCUGUGAAUUUCACCAGUGACAUCCUCCCUAUUUGCCUGCCAGAACCUUCUGAAGAAUUCUUUGGAAACAAAAAUUGCUGGGUUACUGGAUGGGGACGUGUGGGAGAAGAUGCGCCCUUGGAAUACCCACGGACUCUCCAGGAGCUGAAUAUACCACUCAUAUACCGAGAUAUGUGCAACCUUUAUUUCAACAGUGUCCCAGUUGCAGGCCUGAGUAAGAAUCCUGUCAAGCGUGAUAUGUUCUGUGCUGGUCGGAUGACAGGUGGAAUAGAUUCCUGUCAGGGUGACUCUGGAGGACCUCUGGUGUGUAAAGUUGACGGACAUUGGAUCCAGGCUGGGAUUGUGAGCUGGGGAGUAGGAUGUGCCAGACCUUACUUCCCUGGUGUCUACACUUCUGUGCCUUACUAUGCCAAAUGGAUAGAAUCUGUUAAGGCUGGCGGGUUGCAAAAUGCCCCCACUGUGGCAGUCAUCUUGACAUCUCUUUUAUUGUUCCUCCAGUGAGAGACUUUGUUUAAAUAUGUCCCAGUAAUAAACUUAACCCUUGGG
Pogona vitticeps (central bearded dragon) is the source of this 1117-nucleotide messenger RNA. Its product is annotated as serine protease 27. Gene Ontology annotation, molecular function: serine-type endopeptidase activity. Gene Ontology annotation, biological process: proteolysis. NCBI's taxonomy places the organism in Eukaryota, Metazoa, Chordata, Lepidosauria, Squamata, Agamidae. The record is from RefSeq and is a predicted model, not a curated record.